Messenger RNA from Cinclus cinclus, 4831 nucleotides. RefSeq names its product WD and tetratricopeptide repeats 1 (gene WDTC1). NCBI's taxonomy places the organism in Eukaryota, Metazoa, Chordata, Aves, Passeriformes, Cinclidae. Gene Ontology annotation, biological process: negative regulation of fatty acid biosynthetic process. Gene Ontology annotation, molecular function: protein binding. The record is from RefSeq and is a predicted model, not a curated record. The transcript has 16 exons. Gene Ontology annotation, cellular component: Cul4-RING E3 ubiquitin ligase complex; cytoplasm. Bases 195 to 2270 code for a protein of 691 amino acids.
CCGGACAGCUGGCGGGGGUAAACAGGGCCGGGGGCGGGGGGCACGGCCGGGGCCCCGCCGCGGCCCCUGCGCUGCGUCCCGCUCUGCCCGGUGUGGAUGGAGCCAGCCUCGCGACCUCCGCUGCCCGCUGCGCUCGCGCCCGGGAGGCCUGACAGGUAACUGAGCCCCUGGGUGCGGAUCCUGCCUCGGCUGGAAUGCUCGGAUGCACAGCAGCUCUUCCCACAGCUUCUCCUCGUCUGCCCCACUGCAAGAAGAUGGCAAAAGCCAACAUCACCAGAGACAUCAUCCACAGGCAGAUCAAGGAGAGGGGAGCUCUGGGCUUCGAGCGCCACUACCACGUCACCGACCCCUUCAUCCGCCGCCUGGGGCUGGAGGCUGAGCUGCAGGGUCACUCUGGGUGUGUCAACUGUCUGGAAUGGAAUGAAAAAGGAGACUUGUUGGCCUCAGGCUCUGAUGACCAGCAUACUAUUGUGUGGGAUCCUCUGCACCACAAGAAACUCCUUUCUAUGCACACAGGACACACUGCAAACAUCUUUUCUGUCAAGUUCCUGCCACACUCGGGGGAUCGCAUCCUCAUCACCGGAGCUGCAGACUCCAAGGUGCAUGUGCACGACCUGACUGUCAAGGAGACUGUGCACAUGUUUGGAGAUCACACCAACAGAGUGAAGCGGAUUGCCACGGCUCCCAUGUGGCCAAACACCUUCUGGAGUGCAGCAGAAGAUGGCUUAAUCAGGCAGUACGACCUGCGGGAGAACAGCAAGCGCUCCGAGGUGCUGAUAGACCUGACUGAGUACUGUGGGCAGCUGGUGGAGGCCAAGUGCCUGACAGUGAACCCCCAGGACAACAAUUACCUGGCCGUGGGGGCCAGCGGGCCCUUCGUGCGCCUCUACGACAUCCGCAUGAUCCACAACCACAGGAAAAGCAUGAAGCAGAGUCCUUCAGCUGGAGUGCACACGUUCUGUGACCGGCAGAAGCCCCUCCCGGACGGGGCAGCUCAGUACUACGUGGCAGGGCACCUCCCAGUGAAGCUUCCAGACUACAACAACCGGCUGAGGGUCCUGGUGGCCACGUACGUCACCUUCAGCCCCGAUGGCACCGAGCUCUUGGUCAACAUGGGAGGGGAGCAGGUCUAUUUGUUUGAUCUGACAUACAAACAGCGACCAUACACUUUUCUCCUCCCAAAGAAGUGCCACACUUCAGGGGAAGUGCAGAAUGGAAAAACCUCAACCAAUGGAGUGUCCAAUGGGAUCCAUCUCCACAGCAACGGCUUCCGCUUGGCCGAGGGAAGGGCACACGUCAGCCCCCAGGUGGAGUUGCCCCCGUACCUGGAGAGGAUCAAGCAGCAAGCCAACGAGGCCUUUGCCUGCCAGCUGUGGACCCAGGCCAUCCAGCUGUACAGCAAAGCUGUGCAGAAGGCCCCCAACAAUGCCAUGCUCUAUGGGAACAGAGCUGCUGCCUACAUGAAGCGCAAGUGGGAUGGGGACCAUUACGAUGCUCUGAGGGACUGCUUGAAGGCCAUAUCCCUAAACCCCUGCCACCUGAAGGCCCAUUUCCGCCUCGCCCGCUGUCUCUUUGAACUCAAAUACGUGGCAGAAGCGCUGGAGUGUCUGGAUGACUUUAAAGGGAAGUUUCCAGAACAAGCACACAGCAGUGCCUGCGAUGCACUAGACAGGGACAUCAAUGCUGCCCUCUUCUCCAAGAGUGAUAACGCUGAGGACAAGAAGGGGGGUGGCCCCAUCCGGCUGCGAGCCACGGGCCGCAAGGACUCCAUCUCUGAGGAUGAGAUGGUGCUGAGGGAGCGCAGCUACGACUACAAAUUCCGGUACUGCGGCCACUGCAACACCACGACUGACAUCAAAGAGGCAAAUUUCUUUGGCAGCAAUGCCCAGUACAUCGUCAGCGGCUCGGACGAUGGCUCCUUCUUCAUCUGGGAGAAGGAAACCACCAACCUGGUGCGUGUGCUGCAGGGAGACGAGUCCAUAGUGAACUGUCUCCAGCCUCACCCCAGCUACUGCUUCCUGGCCACCAGUGGCAUCGACCCGGUCGUGCGGCUCUGGAACCCCAGGCCAGAGAGUGAGACCCUGAACGGGCGCGUGGUUGUGGACAUGGAAGGUGCUUCCCAGGCCAACCAGCGGCGGAUGAACGCGGACCCGCUGGAGGUGAUGCUGCUCAACAUGGGCUACAGGAUCACAGGACUGACCAGUGGUGGGGCUGGAGGCUCAGAUGAUGAAGACAGCUCAGAGGGGCAAGUCCAGUGCCGGCCCAGCUAAAACAGAACUGCCUCUCCUUCCUCUAAAUGUUUGGCUGAAAGGGAACCGAGUUUCCUUGGUCCUGAACUUUCUCUGGUGAAUGACUGCACUGUUUCGCACUAUGCACAGGGUAGGACAAGCUGGCAGGGGCAGGAGCGGCCGUCUCUAAACCAUCACCUCCUCCUCUUCCUCCUCCUCCAUGGCAGUGCAGUCCAGGGUUUGCCUUUAGUGGAGUUUAGUCCCACCAGGGCUCUUUGAGUUGUCUGUGAGCAGUGUAACUGGUGAUUAUUUUUCCAGAGCUGCUGUAUGAUCUGGUACAGGGGCUGUUGCCUGCAUUGCAGGAGGGAUGUUAAAUUCCUGAAUAAAAUACAAACCUAGGGCAGGGGUUAUGGAAUGAAUUUACUGCAGUGAUUUGGAAAGCUUGACUGUGCUACCAGCCUGUCUAGAGGCCCCCGGUUUACGGUUGAUGGCCAUGAAACACCUGUUUUGUCCCAUAACAUCUUCUGGUUUCCAUCUCAGACACGUCAACGGAUGUAGCUGUGCUGUACUGAGCACUGGAGGUUGCCUGUCUUGUCCCCCUGUUUUAGCUGAGGGAUCAGUGAAGGCACUGGGUGUGUGCAGCUCCACGGGGCAGAAGGAGCUUGCCCAGUUCUGACAUUCCCUCCUGUGGUCCCUGAGCCCGUGGAGGGAGGUGACAGCAAAUGAGCACAGGCUGGAUCAGAGGCCUAGGAUUUGUAGCUAAAGCUGCUGAGGAAAGGGGCAGGUGACAGCACCACUCCUUUGUUGGUGUAACAUCAGAUGGAUUCGUGGUCCUCUCAGGAACCCUCCUUCCUCUUCCCACUCCCCCUGCCCUGACUGGCUGCAAAGCCAGGAGCACACCUGGAAACACAGCACUGUACUUCCAUUCCUUCCCUCUCCUGUAACACACAGCCCUGUUUUUCCCUCUUGCAGUUGCCAAACACUAAAUACCCCACAGAUCUUACACAGCUGUGCUACAACCACCUCUGGAGGUUGUUUUUUCUAGGACUAUCAACUAAGACCAAAGAGCCCCUGGAGAUCUGAACCGCUCUGCGCUGUCUCGUGUCUCUUCCUGCCGAAGGUCUGAACAUGUUAGCCUUGGUCCCAGGGGUGUGAGGUGUGUGUCUGGGAGCGUGUGCGCAUGUGUGUGUGCUGUUCUUCCAUGUGGUGCAAUCCCUGGUCUUCCUGUUGCUGCCGUGGAAAGAUGAGAGGCCUCCCUUUCCUCCCCUGGCUGCCUCUGCCAGGCACUGCUGAGCGCAGCUGCGCGGGGCUGCCUGAGCCAGGGCUGCCUCUGCCUUCCAGAACAAUCCUGACAUGAGCAGGGAGAGAGGUCAGCUGGCAGCAUCUCUCCAAGGACUCUGUUCCCUGCAGAGGGAGAGAACUGGGGCCUGAGGGUGCCCCUCACAGUCUCUCCUGCUCUGUCCCAGGGUGGAGCCGAGCUCGCCCCGCUGCUGUGGGAGCCCCCCAAAGGGAGCAGCUCCCCUGUGCUGUGCCCAGCUGUGGAGGCACGAUCGGCCUCCCCUCUCCUGCUGAGGCACAGCUCACCUGGGCCAGGUGUCCUUGAGCUGCUGGGGCAGCUUUGGUUGUUUUGAUGCAGUACCUGUGACUGUUGAGUUCACCUGGCUGGGGGCGUAGCCAGGUGCACCCCCGGCAUUUUCUGCUCUUCAAACCCAGAGGCAGCAGAAAAUUCUCCUCACUUGGGUGGCUUUCUGACAUGCUCUGCCCUUUUCUUUUUUUGCUUUAGGCUUCCUACUAGACGCAUCCUCUUUCUUUUUUUUUUUUUUCCCCUCCCACUCAAACUUUUUUUCAGCUUUCAGUAGACAACGUCUGCAGACUUUGAUUUUUAAACUGAGAGACUGAGGUGGAAAGCUCUGAAGAGAACAGACCUCUCCUUCCCCAUUCACCGUUUGCUGUGGCAGCUAUUUUUUGGUUUUUCUUUACCCUUGUGAGACAGUGCAGCUCUUUUACCUGCCAGUUGCAGUGUGAAAGCAACCAGAUUCCCUGCCUCUGCAGUGGGUUGCUGUUUUUAAUGGCUGCUUUGGUUAAAUAAAAAGAUUAAUAAUAAUAGGAGAGAAGGGGAGAGAAAAAUCUUUCUGCCUCUAGCCCCUUUUCCCCUUGCUGUGGGCAGAUUACCUGCUUGUCGCUUGUUAACGAGGAAUUUGUAUUUAUUGGUGAAGGAAAAAAACAUGCUGGGGAAGUCAGGAGAAGAUGUUGCUUUAUUGACCUCUGCUGUUUACUUCAACCCCCUCUUUGGGAAAGCUUCUUCCUGCUCUUUCUGGUUAACUCUUUCUAGCCUGGGAUAUGCAGGGAUGCCUCCUUUAUUUUUGUAUUCUAGCAAUGGGCUCUCCGUUAGGAGACUCUAGGAUUCUCUUAGUGUUGCAGUGACCAUUGCUUCUCGCUUUUUUGAGUACUAAAGACGAUCAUCUCGUAAACUUUGCCCCUGCAGUUGUAGAGGUAACACACGAGCCUUACUGCCCUCAUUAGAAGGAGCAGAAAACUUGUUUCUCUGGUCCCUGGAAGAGAAGGGGUUAAGCGAUUAAACAAUUCUUUGUUCUAGUUCUUUC